Cheilinus undulatus (humphead wrasse) is the source of this 2665-nucleotide messenger RNA. It is a transcript of the gene arpp21, whose product is annotated as cAMP-regulated phosphoprotein, 21. Gene Ontology annotation, cellular component: cytoplasm. Gene Ontology annotation, molecular function: nucleic acid binding. The record is from RefSeq and is a predicted model, not a curated record. Bases 316 to 2286 code for a protein of 656 amino acids. Lineage: Eukaryota; Metazoa; Chordata; Actinopteri; Labriformes; Labridae. The transcript has 20 exons.
CCCUCCCCCCCGGUGCUCCGACAGAGACAGGCAAAAGGCGGAGGAGGAGCAACGGACCUCACAAUCAACAGACGCGGGGUGUACAGCAGUCGGUCGGUCGGUCGGUAGCCGGCAGAAGCCCACGGAGGGAAGAAGACUUCAGCUAACGGCUAUUUUCUGUUGACCAGUUAAGAGCCGGCAGAGAGACGAACAGUAGAGAAAAGCCAGCACGGGCGGAGAGGAUAAUUGCAUUUCUGGCUGCCCCGUGGGAACAUGGGAUAUAUGACCUCAUCAUUCACCUGUGAGGCUCUCCAGUAAACAACUCCAGAUAGAAGGAUGACUGAAGCUCUAGAAAGCACAGAUGUCCUCUUAAAAUCCUGCGAUGUGACAUCAUGUGACAUCAUCACCGACUCCUCCCCUCCACCAUGUCCGUCUCUUUGCAAUCAGAGGGAGGACGAGGAAUGUCAACAUGACAUUAAGAAACUUGAGCAACAGAAACUCUGCAACCAGGUGCACCCAAAGAAAAAAGUGAAGCCCAAAGGAAAGUUAGUUCGGAGUGUGGCUGUCUGCGAAGAUUCCUCACCCUUUGAGGACACCAAGGCAUCUCCGGAAGCAAACAUCUCAUCAAGCUGCCAUGACAACGAGAGGACUUCCUGUAAGGAGGAAGAGCAAGAGAAGAGCACAGAUCCAAAGAAGCAUUCACUGUCCAAAGAGUCCAGUGUGGAGUACACAGACUCCACUGGCAUAGACCUGCACCAGUUUAUCGUUGACACCCUCAACAGCAACCCCAGAGACCGUAUGAUGCUGCUUAAACUGGAGCAGGACAUGAUUGACUUCAUCACCAGCAAUAGUCCCUUUAAGAAGUUCCCUCACAUGUCGUCCUACCACCGUAUGCUGGUCCAUCGGGUGGCGGCCUACUUUGGCAUGGAGCACAAUGUAGACCAGACAGGCAAGUCUGUCAUCAUCAACAGGACGAACAGCACACGCAUACCAGAGCAGUGUUUUCUGGACCAGGUGCAUAAGGACAAAGUACAAGAUAUCCAUCAACGGAAAAUUAUUCUGAAGAGGGACAACAGCUCAGAUGACCAGAUCAAACUUCACCCCUUACAGGAGAAGCAAAGCAAGUCAAUGGAAGAGAGACAGGAGGAGUACCUAAGAGUACGAGACCGAAUCUUCAAGGAGCCACCCUGCACCCAAGAGAGCACCCAGGCAGAAAUCAGGGCUGUGGAGGAGUACAAUCCAUAUGCUGAGACCCAGAGGAGAAGGCAGCUCUUCAGGGGGAGCCGUGACAGCUCAGGCUCUAGCUGGACAGGCAGCAGCAGGCAGAGCAGUACUGAGACUGACUGCCGCUACAGCAACGACCCCCGUCCCUGGAGCAGCACGGACUCGGAUUCCUCCUUCCAGUGGACAAGUCCGGCUCCGAAACACCGCCAACCUGCCAACUCCAGCUGGGAUUCACGUGGCUCAGGCUCCAUUUCUCUCUACAGACUACCCUCAACCUGUACCCACCCUGCCUCUCCUUCUAUAGACGAACCUGCUGCCUACAUCAUGGAGAACGGGAUCCCGCCUGGAAGCAUAUUAGUCAACCCCCAUACUGGGCAGCCUUUCCUCAACCCCGACGGGUCCCCUGCUGUGUACAACCCUCCAGACAAUCAGCAGCCAAUCAGAAGCCAGACACAGCUGCAAGGUUCUCCCCCUCAGCAGCAGCAGCAGGUGGUUCAGUACUCGUCUGUGUCUUACACGGCUCCACAGAUGUUGCCUGUCUCUCCCUCACAGCCAUACUCUACAAUUGAAGAUCUCUCCUCGCAGUUUGCUCACGUGAGCUGCCAGUCAACGGGUGAAGCCCCAUCCCUCUACCCUCCAAGUCAGGGUUUCAUCUAUGCAGCUCCUCCCCCUCCUCCUCCCCCUCCCAACCCGCCCAGCUACUGCCAACCCACACCUCAGGUGCCUGUAUAUUUCUACGGCCAGUACCCUACCUCAGCUCAGCACCCAUGCAAACCUGUCUCACCCAGCCAGCACAUCCACAGCCAGGCAGCACAACCCACAGCAGGCUUUGCUCCUACUGCGGGGGUGCAGCAGUCUUCGCACAACCAGGCUGUGCUAGGAACCUUCUCAUCGAUGGCCUCUCAUCAGCGUAGCAUGGUUCAGGGAGGCGUUUCAGUGUCCUACCCCCAAAGUAAAGUUGUGAGUGCGGUUGGUGGAGAGGCGGGUUACUGCUGUGUGGUGCCCCCACCCUCCCAUCAUGGCAGCUGCCAUCCUCCCAGCUGCACCAACCUCAGCAGUACGGCCUGGGGCGCGCCGUUCUGAUGGUGCCUCCAUGGACGGAGAGCGAUGAUACGUUCAGUUCCUGUGUGAACUCACAAGCAUACACACACUUUACACAAACUCCUUUUUUCACACUCCUUCCUCACCUACACCCGCCUUCUUCCUGAUGAUGCCCGCAGGGUACGUCGUUCACACUCUUAACAAGCAUGUCCACACACUCUCACACUGAUGAAUUAAUGUCCUACUGUACCAAAGCUUAACAGUAUAUAUCAAAGCUGCUUUAUUGAAUGCAUAAUUUAUAUACACAAAUGGAGUUUUAUAUUGAUAUUAAAUUAUAUAUUGUGUUUUAAGGAAAUGCACUGUGUGAAAAAAUAAAGUGCUGUGGCUAGAUUGAUGAUGUCACAUUUCUAUAUGAUCCUGG